Molecule: messenger RNA, 447 nt
Organism: Vicia faba (fava bean)
Lineage: Eukaryota; Viridiplantae; Streptophyta; Magnoliopsida; Fabales; Fabaceae
Source: the annotation of a GenBank genome assembly
AUGUUCAAAAUCAUCUCUAAAAUCCUAGCUGACAGGUUAGCUCCCUUAAUGCCGCAUCUUAUUUCUAGUGAACAACGCGGAUUUAUUCAAGGAAGACAUAUUAAGGAUAGUAUGGGUCUUGCUUCAGAGGCUAUUAAUUUGCUUGACUCCAAGUCUUGGUGCGGUAAGAUUGUUUUGAAAGUUGAUAUUGCAAAAGCUUUCGACACCUUGAAGUGGUCAUUUCUUUUGAAAGUUUUAAAUCAGUUUGGGUUUAAUAACUCAUUAUGCAGCUGGAUUCAAUGCAAUUUGCAGUCUGUUGUUCCGUCCAUCUUCGUUAAUGACUCGCUUAAUGGUUAUUUCAACUGUACUAAUAGGGUUCGCCGAGGAGAUCCGUUAUCACCCUUGCUUUUCUGCCAAGCCGAAGAUGUCCUAAGUAGACACCUUUACAAUCUUGUUAUUUCAGGCUAA